This is a messenger RNA of Coccidioides posadasii C735 delta SOWgp, 2864 nucleotides long. The record is from RefSeq and is a predicted model, not a curated record. NCBI's taxonomy places the organism in Eukaryota, Fungi, Ascomycota, Eurotiomycetes, Onygenales, Onygenaceae.
AUGAGGAGCAGUCGCCGUGGUUCGACCGGCCGCCAACGCGGGGAAGUGAGCUCUGCUGGGCCCGCUUCUCCAGAGCACUCCGCCGCAACAGACCAAUCUCCUCGUCCAAGCUCCUCCGGUAGCGCUGCCUCUGACUCCUCACCUCUUCCUCCUCUUAACAUCCCGAAACGGCCCCUGUAUAAUCUCAGCCCCCAGCUCCCUAGCCCCGGAAGCUCUCGGUCGGCUUCAGCAAAUAUUCCCGGCGCCAAUGGCAGCAACACCUCUCUUCCGAAUUUUCUACGUUCGUCCUCUUCGUUGAUGCCGCAGAACGAGCCGGUGCAGAGAAGGCCCUCCCCAUUAGCAGCUGCAAACGAACCACAAAGACAUCGUCGUCAACACUCUCAAGGAUUCUUCGAGCCAAGUCUCCCCACCGCAUCCAUGUCGGAACGGACGACCACAACCAUGGCGCCCAUAUCCGCUUCGAGGAUCGCUGCCCAAACCGCGAUGCAGCACCAAACAACGUCCCAGCAGCUGCGUAAUCGAUCUUCGACCAUCCCUCCACAUCAGGAUACCAGUGCGGGCGCGGGUGCGGGUGCAAUUGCAGCUGCAAGUACACAAAAGGGUCCUUCUGACGGAGCAGGAUCCUUCCAAUAUCAUAGUGGAGCAUCAGGCGGGCGUGCUUUUGCAGCCACCACGGCAGCAAAUCUCGUGUUUCCUCGGGUUCAGCCAGCUGCACCCAGCCCAGCGCCAGCCCAGGAGAGUACCAGUGUGAAACCAAAAGCAGAGAAGUCAAAGAUGAAGUCGUUCCUGAAGCCCAAACAUAUCGGAAUUUCAAGAGACAAAGACAGUGACCGCCGUGAGAAGCCAACCGCCUCGCCGAGCAAGCUAGGCCCAAGUGGGCUGUCACGCAUGGUCAAUGUUUCCACACCAAGCCUAGUUGACCCUGUUCCUAUCAACAACUCCUCACUUUACAACUUCACCAACUCCUCUUCUGCCACUGUUGUUCCCACCGAGAAGCAGCCUUCCAUCGAGAAAGAAAAGGAAAAGGACAAAGAAAAGCAUAGGCACCACUUUCUGUCGCGUCCAAAGCUCAAGCUGAAGGACAAAGACGAUCACUUUCAUCUACCUCUCUCUUCGGCAAACAGUAACUCAAGACCUCUAGACCCCAGUGCCCCUCAGUCUCUAUACUCGUUUACACCAUCCUCACCCUCUGCGACGUCGUUCGGCAAAUCUGUCAGUGGCCUUGAUCUCCGUCACGGCGGUCGAGCUUUACGCGAAAAAAGGAAAAUGGAAGAGAAAGCCUCAGCGUCGCAGGAUGCCACCAGCACCGACCAGCCCGAUUUCUCUGGCAGUAUGGGAACUGGCGUUGCCGCGUGGUCCACGUUUAUUGGAACCGGCGUUCCUGGAGCGUCCAUCCAAAGUAAAGAAGCUGCAAUGCGAGAAGCCUUGGGCAGUUUCGGCAUCCCGAACUUGGCGUUUGAAGACGCGUGGGAUUUUCUCAAAGCAAAACUCCUCGUUCUUUUCGAAGGUGAAGAAGUUCGCAUUGCCAUUGAAGACCUCAACAAGCUCGUCUCCGUCCAUAUCCUACGAUCAUUCCAGCGUCGAGUGCCCAGUGUUCUCGUCGAAGACCUCCGCGAUCUCUUGCAAACUGGCUUUGCAUCCCUCAAUCAGACUCUCAGCUCCAUCCCGGAUGAAAAUCUUAUGCCCCAUCUCGUUCAAGUGUGGACCUAUACGUAUGGAACUAUCUAUCCAUUUAUUCAAGCUGUAUUCUUCCCACUCGACCUCGAAUUCAAAGGACGCGGAAAAAUAAUGGAAGCUCACGAAUCUAGAGAAUUCUGGGGCAUCAUUCCCGGGGGUGGAUCUGCUGGAGCCAAACUGAACGUGGGGGAUAUCAUUCUCAUUUCUUUCCGCGAUAAUAUCAUUCUAAACAGGUAUGAGGCCUUAAAAGCCAUGUUCUCUCGCCUCAGGCUCGAACGCGUCAACGCCAGUCUUGGUGUUCUGGGAACUUCUUCAAAUAGCGGUGCUAGUCGCCCUGGAACGGCUCCAAAUUUUGAGGCAGGAAGCUACAACUCACAGUCCUCAACUACCUUGAAUAUCGCCGGCAGCCAGUCUUCAGAAUCGCACCUAACCAUGUCUCGUGCACGGGCCGAAUCCAACACGUCCUCCAACCCUGACCACCCGGUCUUCCAGUCCUCUCUCUUUGUAAACCCUGCAGACGGGUCGGACGUCAUCACAGAAAUCGUCGGCCGAAUCCUUCAGUGCAUUUGCAUUAUUGGCCGGGUUCAUACCGAUGACCAUGCACAAGAGCGAGUUGAAGAGCUCAGAAAGGCCCUUACGCACAACUGGCUUAGCCGGGGGCGUAAGGGGCGCGACCGCCGUGGAUUUGUGGGGACAAAGGUCCGUCCUGCUGCACCUAGCCGUCAGUACAGCGAGGACCAGGUUCGCAGGGGAUCUAAGGACAUCAUCGAGGGCUUUGGGAGGCCUACAAGCAAGGACUCCACAAGCCUCGAUGAAGAGGAUCCGCCAGUCGAGAAGAUGAAGAAUCUACGCAUGUAGGUUCGCCCCCGCUGUCGCUCCGGAAUGAUGUUUUUAUGAUGACACGACUUUUCUUUUUUUCCCCCAGUUGCCUCUAUUUUUAUGUACGAGUACGCUCUGUUUUCUUUCCAUUUUUUUUUCUUCUGUUUUUCCUUUUUUAAACGAGAGAUAGGUCGCGUGGUCGGGCAAGGAAUGUUGUAUCCUUCCCUUUCCCCCCCUUUUUUUUCGAACUGUAAGAGUACAUAUCACCAAGUCAAAGCAUAUCUAGUAUGGACGAAUGAUUAUCUCAAACAUAUUCCCCACCAAGCUGGCAUCAGUGAAGUACUAAUAAACAAGCAAUUUAAAGAACA